Messenger RNA from Papilio machaon (common yellow swallowtail), 1215 nucleotides. It is a transcript of the gene Gr21a, whose product is annotated as gustatory and odorant receptor 22. Gene Ontology annotation, cellular component: membrane; neuronal cell body; axon. The record is from RefSeq and is a predicted model, not a curated record. Bases 16 to 1215 code for a protein of 399 amino acids. Lineage: Eukaryota; Metazoa; Arthropoda; Insecta; Lepidoptera; Papilionidae. The transcript is spliced from 8 exons. Gene Ontology annotation, biological process: sensory perception of taste.
CAUGAUAGCUUCUACAUGACGACUAAGACCUUGUUAGUUCUAUUUCAAAUUAUGGGAGUGAUGCCGAUAAUGAGAGUGCCUAAAGACAGUAAAACUACAAAACGUACAACAUUUAACUGGAUCUCGAAGGCAACUUUAUGGGCGUAUCUAGUGUGGAGUUUAGAAUGCAUUAUAGUCGUUAAAGUUGGCAGGGAGAGAUUGACAAAUUUCCAAGAUAAUUCAAACAAGCGAUUCGACGAAGUGAUCUACAAUAUAAUAUUUCUGAGUAUUCUCAUUCCGCACUUCCUUUUGCCGAUUGCGUCAUGGCGCCACGGUUCAGAAGUCGCCAUCUUUAAAAACAUGUGGACUCAUUAUCAGCUAAAAUACUUAAAAAUUACGGGAACGCCAAUAAUUUUUCCCAACCUUUAUUCAUUAACUUGGGCUCUCUGCAUAUUUUCAUGGACGUUAAGCAUUGCUGUUAUACUAUCCCAACAUUAUCUACAGGACGACUUUGAACUUUGGCAUUCGUUCGCUUACUAUCACAUCAUUGCGAUGUUGGAUGGAUUCUGUUCAUUAUGGUACAUAAACUGCAAUGCUUUCGGAACUGCCUCAGAGGGUUUGGCAACAAACUUACACAGAGCACUCAAGGCGGAGCAUCCUGCUUUGAAACUAGCUCAAUAUCGACAUCUGUGGGUGGACUUAUCUCAUAUGAUGCAACAGCUAGGGCGAGCGUAUUCGAAUAUGUACGGUAUUUAUUGCAUGGUUAUUUUCUUCACGACAAUAAUUUCCCUCUACGGUUCUCUUUCCGAGAUAUUAGAGCACGGCCUCAGUUAUAAGGAAAUGGGAUUAUUUGUUAUAGUCGGCUACUGCAUGACCCUUCUUUUCAUCAUAUGUAAUGAAGCGUACCACGCCUCAAGAAAGGUGGGAUUAGAGUUCCAAGUUCGCUUGUUGAACGUCAAUUUGGGAGCAAUAGACCGAAGUGCACAACGCGAAGUUGAAAUGUUUCUAGUAGCUAUUGCCAAAAAUCCACCCAUUAUGAAUCUAGACGGCUUCACUAAUAUUAAUCGUGAACUUUUUACAGCGAACAUAUCGUAUAUGUCUACAUAUCUGAUUGUACUAAUGCAGUUUAAGUUAACGUUGCUGAGGCAAGGCACAAGAAGGGCAAUAAAAGCAAUCGUUAAUACAAUUUUUAAUAUGACGACUACAGCAAGCGAUGAUGAUAUGAACAGCGAUUAG